This is a messenger RNA of Aphanomyces astaci, 1095 nucleotides long. RefSeq lists its product as hypothetical. The transcript has 3 exons. NCBI's taxonomy places the organism in Eukaryota, Oomycota, Saprolegniomycetes, Saprolegniales, Verrucalvaceae. The record is from RefSeq and is a predicted model, not a curated record. Bases 1 to 1095 code for a protein of 364 amino acids.
AUGUUGAACGCUUCUUGCAAUUUCAACGCCUCCAACCCAUGCCCGCUCCCUGAACCAUCUGACAAAUACUCAGGAGACCGACGUCAAGGUCCCAAUGAGUGCUAUGAUACCGGGAACUCACCUACUUCGAUUUUACCGUUGCCUCCAACCGCCGUGCUGCCUGACGAUGCUGACGUGGCAACCCACCCGUCCACUGGUGGCGAUUGGCCUCCGCCUGGUCCUCAGCGCCUUUGGGUCAGCGAGCCUACAUGUCUACCUGGACCGGUGGCUCCGUCGCGCACCACGCAGCUGCCGCCGUCGUUGCCUGUCGACCGACACCGCCUGUACUUUCUGGACCUGCAGCCUCCACUGGACUACACUAAGGUCAUUCGUGGGUUCAGUGCUGCUGCCAAACAGCACACCAAGGCUGCCUUUGUCCCGCCCCCAGCAGACGCCAUCGAAGCGAUCCUAUUUGAGCUCACGAAGCCAAAAAAGGAUCGCGUCGACAUCCUUGCAAAAAUCGAUCUGGCCAGGCCAUACACCCCUAAGGUGGCCAUCGCUCGUUUCACUGUAGAUACUGGUGACGCACUUGCUACCCAGUCGCACAAGGCCAUUAUGUCCUCGCUGUUUGCCAGUGCGCAAACAGACACGGCAAAAUUUCUGCUGUCUGAAUUCGUCCAAGUCACUGUGCUUUACCUCAUCCCUGUGCACGAGGAGCACCCAUUGGACUCUCUUUGUUUCAUGGACAUUACUGGCAUCCGCGACAAGUUUGACGCAGCUCAAUUCUACCGCAAGCUGACCCAGCUCGGCGUGGAUGUGAUAUACCACAGCCACCACGGCCGCGCCGAAAAAGGCCAAAAAGGCAGAAAUGCUACGCAAUCAAGGGAAAACAUGGUGACACCUGAGAGUAAAAUCGCUGACACUGUACCUUCCCCACGCCCCUUCCAAUUCUCCCUUCAGCAAUCUGUUCGACCCGAAGAGCCAUCCAACUCGUUAGCCCCUAGCGAGCACGUUAGCGUAUUCGAGGACGACGGAGAGGUAGUCAUGGACGCCGACGACGAUUUUACGGAUACACACAUGUCCAUGGAAGUGGACGUACCAUUUCAAGUUGUAUAG